UGCUGAUGUGGGAGGAUGGUGGGGUGGCAGCGCACACACGACACGCAUAACACGCACCACACGCACGGCGCUGAUGAUUCUCCUCGUCGCUGUCACCUCGUGGCUUCUCGCCGCCUUGAACGCCGGUGUCGUCGUCUUUGCUCCGGGCCAAGACUGAUUGCUGCCCGUGUGCCUCGCAGCGACGCAGCGACGCAGCGGCGCAGCGGCGCAGCGCGACCUCCACUCGUGCGUCGUCUCGCCCAUUCGCCAGCAGCCGUUUGAGAUUGCGGGGCGCACAGACAGGCGAGCACAGAGUAGAUGGACGACCUCUCCUUCUUGUCUUCCCUACCACCACCACGCACACACACACACCACUCCAUCUCACACACGCACGCCCAUUAUGUCGACCAAACACAUCUUCGACAACCCGGAAGGUCUAGUAGACAAGACGCUUCGCGGAGCCAUUGCCGUCAACCCGGCGCUGCGCCUCUACAAGCCGCACAAGGUCAUCUACGACUCGACUCACUCCAACAGCAAAGUGGCCAUCAUGGCUGGCGGUGGAGCGGGUCACGAGCCUGGACAGGCGGGAUUGAUCGGCAAGGGUAUGCUCGCUGCGGCUAUCAGUGGAGACGUCUUUGCCAGCCCGAGUGCUGCGCAGAUUUGCACUGGAAUCGACUUGGCCAACACGGACAAAGGAGUCAUCUUCAUCAUCAACAACUACACGGGCGACCAGCUGCACUUUGGUCUCGCCGCCGAGAAAGCACGCUCCGCACUCGCAAUCUCGGGCAACAAGACAUCCGGCGGAGUGGAAUGCGUGACAGUAGCAGACGACGUUGCCGUGGGACGAGCCAAGGGCGGCCUCGUCGGGCGUCGUGGCUUGGGCAUGAACCCCUUUUCAUGCAAGGUCCUCGGUGCAGCAGCUGAGCGUGGCUUGAGCGUCAAGGAGAUCAAGAAGUUGGGCGACACGCUCAUCGAUAACUCGGUUACGAUCGGCACGUCGCUCGACCACUGCCAUGUGCCCGGACGCAGCAAGGACCCCAAGGAGUGGGGAGCACUCCCGCAAGAGGCGUGCGAGAUUGGCAUGGGCAUCCACAACGAGCCCGGAUUCAAACGUCUGGACAAGACGCCUCCCCCUGACAAGCUCAUCGCCGAGAUGUUGGACUACAUGCUCAACCAAAACGACAAGGACCGCGCCUACCUCCCCUUCUCCGCCGGCGACGCCCCCGUCCUCUUCAUCAACAACCUCGGCGGCAUCUCGCAGCUCGAACUCUUUGCCGCCUUGGACGAAACCAUCGCCCAGCUCGGCAAGACGUACGACCUCCACCCGGCCCGCGUCUACUGCAACGCCUACAUGACCAGCCUCAACGCCCCCGGCUUCGGCAUCACGCUCGUCAAGCACCGCGAGGUCACCAAGGCCUGCGGCGUCGAUCUCCUCGACUUGCUCGACGACCCUACGGACGCCUACGCCUGGACGGGCGUUACGCGCGGCUGGCCCUCGAACCCGCGCGACCGCGAGGCAGAGGAGAAGGAGGCUGAGCAGCGUCUCGCCGAGGUGCAGAAGAAGGGCGGCGCGGUCAGCAUGCUCGAGGCGGAUGCCAAGGAGAAGGCAGACGGGCCCUCGAACGCAGACCCAGAGCAGACGAAGAAGGCCAUCUGGUCCAUGUGCCAGGCGGCGAUCGAUGCUGAGCCCUCGAUCACGCGACACGACACGAUUGUGGGCGACGGAGACUGCGGUACCGGUCUCGCUACCUUCGCCAAGGCCAUCCAGCAAGGCCUCGACUCCGGCAAUGUAGACCUCAAGGUAGCCGCCUCGACGGUCAUGUCCAUCGGCACCAUCGCCUCGGACGUGUACGGCGGUACAUCCGGCGCCAUCUACGAGCUCUUCCUCGCCGGCCUCGCGCAAGCCUUCACCUCCAUGCCUCGUCAGCCGGCCACCAUCAAAGAGUGGAGCUCCGCCUCUUCCCAAGCCCUCAAGAGCCUCUUCACCUUCACUCCCGCCCGACCGGGCAUGCGUACGCUCAUUGACGCGCUUGAACCUUUCGUUGUUGAGCUUGAGAAGAGCCAGGAUCUGUCCAAGGCAGUCGCGGCUGCUAAGGAGGGGAUGGAGAAGACCAAGAGGCUCGACGCUAAGCUGGGCCGUAGUGUUUACCAGGGAGAGGGUAACGAGGAGAUGAAGCAGACGCCUGACCCGGGAGCGGAGGGGAUUGCUGAGGUUGUGGCGGGAUUGCUCAAGGGGCUGGGAGGGAAAUGA
Jaminaea rosea is the source of this 2230-nucleotide messenger RNA. Its product is annotated as putative DAK2-dihydroxyacetone kinase. Gene Ontology annotation, biological process: glycerol catabolic process. The record is from RefSeq and is a predicted model, not a curated record. Gene Ontology annotation, cellular component: cytosol. The transcript has 6 exons. NCBI's taxonomy places the organism in Eukaryota, Fungi, Basidiomycota, Exobasidiomycetes, Microstromatales. Bases 380 to 2230 code for a protein of 616 amino acids. Gene Ontology annotation, molecular function: glycerone kinase activity; ATP binding.